GGGGCCCGCGCGUAUAAAGGGGGCGCAGGCGGGCUGGGCGUUCCACAGGCCAAGUGCGCUGUGCUCGAGGGGUGCCAGCCAGGUCUGAGCGAGCGAGCGAGCCAGCAGGCAUCGAGGGGGCGCGGCUGCCUGCCGAACGAGACAGACGAACCCGACGCAGGAGAGUCCACCACCGGACAGCCAGCACAUCCACGAUGGAGCGUCUUGUCGCCCGUGGGACCUUCCCGGUACUUGUGCGCACCAGCGCCUGCCGCAGCCUCUUCGGGCCAGUGGACCACGAGGAGUUGAGCCGCGAGCUGCAGGCUCGCCUGGCCGAGCUGAACGCCGAGGACCAGAACCGCUGGGAUUACGACUUCCAGCAGGACAUGCCGCUGCGGGGCCCAGGACGCCUGCAGUGGACCGAAGUGGACAGCGACUCGGUGCCCGCGUUCUACCGCGAGACGGUGCAGAUUUCUUCGCCAAGCGCAAGAGAUCAGCGCCUGAGAAGUCGUCGGGCGAUGUCCCCGCGCCGUGUCCCUCUCCCAGCGCCGCCCCUGGAGUGGGCUCGGUGGAGCAGACCCCGCGCAAGAGGCUGCGGUGAGCGAAUUUAGAGCCCAAAGAGCCCCGAGGGAACCUGCCGGGGCAGCGGACGUUGGAAGGGCGCUGGGCCUCGGCUGGGACCGUUCAUGUAGCAGCAACCGGCGGCGGCUGCCGCAGAGCAGCGUUCGGUUUUGUGUUUAAAUUUUGAAAACUGUGCAAUGUAUUAAUAACGUCUUUUUAUAUCUAAAUGUAUUCUGCACGAGAAGGUACACUGGUCCCAAGGUGUAAAGCUUUAAGAGUCAUUUAUAUAAAAUGUUUAAUCUCUGCUGAAACUCAGUGCAAAAAAAAAGAAAAAAGAAAAAAAAAAAGGAAAAAAUAAAAAAACCAUGUAUAUUUGUACAAAAAGUUUUUAAAGUUAUACUAACUUAUAUUUUCUAUUUAUGUCCAGGCGUGGACCGCUCUGCCACGCACUAGCUUGGUUAUUGGUUAUGCCAAAGGCACUCUCCAUCUCCCACACGCGGUUAUUGACAAGUGUAACUUUAUUCUCAUCGCGGACUCUGGGGAAAGGGGUCACUCACAAGCUGUAGCUGCCAUACAUACCCAUCUAGCUUGCAGUCUCUUCGCGCUUUCGCUCGCUCUCUUAUUAUUACUGUGUUUAUCUUAAACUUGAAGACAAAUCUGUUAAAAUGGUUCCUGAGCCGUCUGUACCACUGCCCCGGCCCCUCGUCCGCCGGGUUCUAAAUAAAGAGGCCGAAAAAUGCUGCAA
Messenger RNA from Piliocolobus tephrosceles (Ugandan red Colobus), 1285 nucleotides. It is a transcript of the gene CDKN1C, whose product is annotated as cyclin dependent kinase inhibitor 1C. Gene Ontology annotation, cellular component: nucleus. Lineage: Eukaryota; Metazoa; Chordata; Mammalia; Primates; Cercopithecidae. Gene Ontology annotation, biological process: negative regulation of mitotic cell cycle; negative regulation of cyclin-dependent protein serine/threonine kinase activity. Gene Ontology annotation, molecular function: cyclin-dependent protein serine/threonine kinase inhibitor activity. The coding region runs from base 195 to 590 and encodes 131 amino acids. The transcript has 4 exons. The record is from RefSeq and is a predicted model, not a curated record.